AUGGUGAAUAUCGUCAUUUUUGGAGAGAUAGGAGCGGGCAAAAGCUCCGUCAUAAACCUCUUAGCCGGCCGACAAAUAGCGCACAUAUCACCUGACGCUCACCGCUGUACUCUACAUUGGACGGAGCUCCAAGUAACAUUCGAAAAUGGGACCCGAUAUCAGGUGUUUGACACGGCAGGCCUCCAGGAGCCCUGCCUACACACCGGAGAGUACCUUUCCGCAAUUUCAAAUGUAUAUAGCCUCAUCACCACCCUGAAAGAGCGAGGAGGUGUUAACCUCUUGCUCUUCUGCGUCCGCGGAGGUAGAGUAACGGCGACCAUGCAGAGCAACUACAGGUUGUUCUUCGAGUUUCUUUGCGAGGAAAGGGUCCCGCUUGUACUGGUCCUCACAAACCUCGAAAGAGAGGUAAACAUGGAAGACUGGUACACACAGAAUAACAAGGACCAACUUGCGAAAUAUGGGAUGCACUUCCCUGGAUAUGCUUGUGUUACAACUCUGCCCGGUGGACGUGCUGAAUCCCAGGAUUUACGACAACGUCGUGCACAGUCCUACGAAGCCGUUUGCAAACUUAUUCUGGACCAUUGUUCGCAGGCCCCUCGAAAAACAUAGCUGUGCACUGUAGCUAUCGACGAAACGACGAUCUAUCGUGAAUUGGCUUGUUUUAGAUCAGGAGCUCGUACAUAUGAUGGACUGGUACAUACGUAGAAAGAUACCACGUGAUCUGGGUGUGACAAACUGUGACCUGUGACGUUUAGUCUCUGACUCUAUGACUCAUGGAUCUAACUCUAA
Messenger RNA from Suillus plorans, 789 nucleotides. RefSeq names its product P-loop containing nucleoside triphosphate hydrolase protein. The record is from RefSeq and is a predicted model, not a curated record. Lineage: Eukaryota; Fungi; Basidiomycota; Agaricomycetes; Boletales; Suillaceae. The coding region runs from base 1 to 609 and encodes 202 amino acids. The transcript has 2 exons. Gene Ontology annotation, molecular function: GTP binding.